AUGAGCGCGAUGCCAUUACGCACGCUGCACACGUUUCGUUUGCCAUAUUUGCUGAAAAAACGCAUACAAAUACCAACACAUACUUUCGGGAACAUGAUAAGGUCUGCCUCAUCUGAAUCGGUUCCAGUGACAUCAGCACCGCGCAAGCGUCGUGGCAGACCCAAGCUAUCUGACAAGCUGACAGGGGCGAGCAAAAAUCCAGUUGGGACUUAUCAGCAUAAAACGAUCGAGACGCCUGAAAAAAGCACUACUUUGGAUGAAACCUCAAAUGUCUUACCCGAGCGGCCCAAGAGAACAGUAACGUCCCAGGCUGGGUCGUCCGCGAUACCUAAAUCAUCGACCUUAACAAGGCGGCGGAAAAUGCAAGAUCACUUUUUAUAUACGGAAGAACCACUUUAUACGUAUAAUCCUCCCCUGAACAGCGAGGACAUUGCGUUUUGUCAUCCGCAUCUGCCUCAUCCUUCCAUGUGGAAAUCCAUGUUUGCAUUCAACAGGGAUCAACUAGCCCAAAACCGGUACUUUGUGGCAAAUCGUGGCACGGUGGAUCGAAUCAUCGAUUGCCUUGGACUCAAUGAGCGAGAGUCACAAGGUAUUAAAACUACAAUCGUGGAUGCCUAUUCGGGCCCCGGCACUUUCACUCGAGCCUUUAUGCAACAUCCGAACGUGGAAAGUGUAAUUGCCAUUGACCAAGCUCCUCGUUUUCUUAAAUACCUUGAACAUCUUUAUCAUGAUCCUGCUCUGUCCGAAGUGCAGCACAAACUAAGCAUUGUACACGAUUCGGCAUUUAACUGGAGCUCAUACGAGUCGCUCGUUAAUGACGGACACUUACGCCAUUUAGAGGGACGCAUUCCGAAACUUGGAUCGAACCCGCCGCCUAUGGACUGGCACGCCACGAGCCCUAUAAUCUAUUUUGCUCAGCUGCCUAAUACAGUGCAUGGUGAACAACUCUUUGCUCAGAUUGUACAUGCUAUCUCUUCGCGUUCGUGGCUAUUCAAGUUUGGUCGGGUUAAAAUGGUGUUUGUUUGCGGCGAUACGGUAUCGAUGCGUUCUUUGGCGUCUCCUCAGGACCUUCGAUCGCGAGCCAAGCUUGGUACGGUGGUGCAGUCACUGAGCACACCGCGUCUGCUACUUACAGGGGAUGAUUUAGAACCAUAUGCAAGCCAUAUGUUCCCUCCAACGCCGUCUGUUGGUCCUCGUGUCCCAUUGACAUCGGUGCUGAUACCCAACACUAAUAUCUCGUCGGGUCUGUUGAAACGCAAGCUGUCUGUGCUGGAAGUGGAGCCCCUUAAAGAUCCUUUGAUUGAUGCGCGCGACAUGGAGUCUUUUGAGUUUUUAACGCGUAAUAUGUUUGUGCUCAAGACUAAGACAGUAGAAGAAGGUCUCAAGCAUGUCAUGCCAGGUGCUAACAAUGUGCUUCGCCUGCUCUCACCUUCUCACCCGCGCAUGAGGGACCGCCCUGAGGACGUCGUCCUGCCUGAUACCCCAAUUGUGCAGCUGACCAACCGCCAAUGGGCUUCGUUAGCUGAAGCUUUUGAAAAGUGGCCCUUCAAGCCUACCAUCUACAUGGACGAAGGCCGCAUUCGUCACCAACUAAGUGAUUCUCUUGUUUAA
Messenger RNA from Malassezia restricta, 1611 nucleotides. Its product is annotated as mitochondrial transcription factor MTF1. The transcript has a single exon. NCBI's taxonomy places the organism in Eukaryota, Fungi, Basidiomycota, Malasseziomycetes, Malasseziales, Malasseziaceae. Gene Ontology annotation, molecular function: rRNA (adenine-N6,N6-)-dimethyltransferase activity. Gene Ontology annotation, cellular component: mitochondrial matrix. The record is from RefSeq and is a predicted model, not a curated record. Bases 1 to 1611 code for a protein of 536 amino acids. Gene Ontology annotation, biological process: rRNA methylation.